AAAAUCGAUACAUGUCAAGGUUAAUUUUUUUGUUGAGGCCGAAAUAUCUUUGGCCGGCAGCGGCAGGAUUACCCUAACCACAGGAAACCCAAGUUGAUAGUGUAAAAACGAGGUUUUGCAAGAUGGCGGCAAAUUCUGAAAUAAGUGCUCCGCUUCAAUAAUGAUCGCCUUAGUCUUGGAGAGAUAUUUACACAAUAAGUCCUCUUAAACGGCUAGUGAUUCCGGGGAAUUACCUAAUAAUAACAUUGCAAAGAAAUGUCGCAACCACUGAAAAUACUUGUUUGUGGCGAUGUCAAUGGAAAAAUCAACCAGCUGUAUAACAGAGUUAAAACCGUUUUAAAGAAAAACCCAGGCUUUGAGAUGCUUCUUUGUGUUGGAAGUUUUUUUAGUGGCUCAGAAGAAACUCACAGGGAGUGGGAUUCCUACAUGAAAGGAGAGCUGAGAGCUCCAAUCAUUACAUACAUCCUUGGACCAAAUGAUCCAGAGGAAAUGAAGUAUUUUGAGGCUGAUUUUCUGGAAGAUGGCACAGAGCUGUGUGAGAAUAUCACUUAUCUAGGAAGAAAAGGUGUUCUAAAGACCCCAUCAGGAUUACAGAUUGCUUAUCUUAGUGGCACAGAUAAAGCUGAGGGCCUAAAGGGUGGCUGUGUGUUUUCUGAACAAGAUGUUGCUUCACUUGAAAGUAAAUCCAAUGAAGAGAAUUUCAAGGGUGUUGACUUACUUUUGACAUCUUGCUGGCCACAAGAUGUUGCCAAGUUUACCAAGAAACCUAGUGAUGUGGAAACAAUACCACCUGGAUCUACAACUGUAUCACAACUUGCUUCCAAGCUUAAGCCCCGCUAUCACUUUGUUGGAAAAGAAGGAAUUCACUUUGAGAGAGUGCCAUACAGGAACCACCAGGUACUUCGAGAGCCUGCUAGACAUGUUACCAGAUUUAUAGCACUGUCAUACAUUGGAAAUCCACAGAAGAAAAAGUACAUGUAUGCAUUCAACAUCGUUCCCAUGAGUGCCAUGGAUGCCAGCAAGUUAACUGAACAACCUGAUGAUGUGACAGAGAAUCCAUAUGGCAAGCAGGUGUCAAAUGCCCAAUCACAGCCUGUACAGAAGCCUGCUUCUGGUGGAUUCUUCUUUGACAUGAGUAAAGCCGCUGGGCAGGGUCAGAAGCGCAGGGGACCAGGGGCAGAUGGUAAUCCACCAAAGCAGCCGCGGAAAGGACCGCCUCCUACCAAAGGACCUUGCUGGUUCUGCUUAGGAAGCCCUAAUGUCGAGAAGCACUUGGUAGUCAGCGUAGGGAACAUGACUUACGUGGCGUUGGCAAAAGGCGGUCUGGUCCCGGAGCACGUGCUGGUUUGCCCAAUUGCUCAUUUUGAGUCCACAGUCAAGCUUGAUGAGGAGACACUAAUGGAGCUGGAAAAAUACAAACAAGCCCUGAAGAAAAUGUUUAAGAAGAAAGGUCGAUCAUGUGUGAUGUUCGAGAGAAACUUUUAUACCCAGCAUCUGCAGCUACAGGUUAUUCCAAUACCGAAAAUACCAGAAGAUGAAGUAAAGGAGGCCUUUCGUGGGCAUGCAGAAAUGAAAGGAAUGGAAAUGACAGACUUGGCCAGUGGUACUGACCUAAAACAGGCUGUUCGUAUUGGAGCCCCGUAUUUCGUCGUCGAGUUUGAAAGCGGGGAUCGCAUGCUGCAUAGGGUCCGGGGCAAGAUGGACCUCCAGUUUGGCAGGGAAGUGGUGGCUUGCGACUCCCUUCUGAACAUGCCCGAAAGGAUCGACUGGAGAGAAUGUAAAGUCUCCGAAAUGCAGGAGAAGGAUAUGGUCGCCACUUUCCGGAAAGAUUUCGCGCCAUUUGACUUCAACUGAUUAAACGUUCCACAAGUGCAAGGUCUAAAAGUCAUCGAUCCAACGAUAAGGCUGGACGCCCACGUGAUAAAUGUCUUCAAAACGACAAGUCGCUGGUGAUCUAGACAUUUAUUUUAGUAGUAACCCAGGUCGUGAACUAUUGCGAGUAGAAAAAUCAUGUUCACAAUAUGUUGUGUUACACCGUUAAUCAGGCAUGGGACGCUAAAGAUUGACUUCUUGCUUGUAUGGGUACACAAGCUCUUCUGGUUGGCGUUUUUAAAAAAAUUAAUAAAUCAUUAAUAAAAGACAAA
This is a messenger RNA of Nematostella vectensis (starlet sea anemone), 2144 nucleotides long. RefSeq names its product CWF19-like protein 1. Gene Ontology annotation, molecular function: RNA lariat debranching enzyme activator activity. The record is from RefSeq and is a predicted model, not a curated record. Lineage: Eukaryota; Metazoa; Cnidaria; Anthozoa; Actiniaria; Edwardsiidae. The transcript has 18 exons. Gene Ontology annotation, cellular component: post-mRNA release spliceosomal complex. Bases 256 to 1854 code for a protein of 532 amino acids. Gene Ontology annotation, biological process: mRNA splicing, via spliceosome.